AUGCUCACUUCCAUAGUCUUCCUGAGCCUAUUUCCUUUGACAAACUCCCUGCAAAUGGUAGUAGUCUACGGAGAACCAUCAGAUAUGUCUGAAUCUCAAGAAUAUCAAGGAUUGUCACUGGAUGACUGCAUUGCUACUUGCUAUUGGGAUAACAAUUGUUUUCUAGCAUACUACUCAAGUGUAUGCCAUCUAUUUGAAUAUGGAAAUAUGUCUGUAAAAUCUAGCAAGAGUGUAGUUGCUUUCAAAACCAGAAAUUACGAAUGCCCGUCUGCAAAUAGUUCAUUUCCGGAAUUUUCAACCACAGACCGCUGGAUUGAAAACGAUGUUGGAUAUGAAAAUGAAAUCUCUCCCGUCGGAGAAAUCUCAUGGAAAAUUUCUUUCAGUAUUUUUCAAUGCUCAAACAACUCGAAAAUAUUCUUAAGAGAUACCAUCUUUGUUUGUAUCGGGGUCCGUUUCUUCCCUAACAUUACCUGUGGAAAUCACAACAGUGCCAUUGAAUUUUGCAAAACUGAUGGAUGGUCAAGCAUCACAGGCCCCAAUAAUUUGGAAGAGCUGGCUUUUUUAAAUGGCGACAUAGAAAGAGAAAAUCUGGUUUCGAAAAAAUAUGGAAACUAUUUAUCUCUUGUGUGGAUUGAUGGUAAUUUGGGAGGGUUUCUAGAUGAAACUCAUGGUGACUAUACAAGUACGAAAUGCUAUGACCUACCUUCAAAUGCAUGUCUGUAUAUUGGACACAAUCAGUGCACUAAAGUUGCUUAUUUCUCAGAUUGUAAUACCGAUAAAAUGUCACCGUAUUAUUGCUGGAGAGGAGUUGCUUGUCGAAAAGAAGCUGAUAGAAUCAAUUAA
Molecule: messenger RNA, 843 nt
Organism: Caenorhabditis elegans
Lineage: Eukaryota; Metazoa; Nematoda; Chromadorea; Rhabditida; Rhabditidae
Gene: T07D3.2
Product: PAN-3 domain-containing protein
Exons: 4
Coding region: 1-843 (280 amino acids)
Source: RefSeq, marked reviewed